Messenger RNA from Aspergillus brunneoviolaceus CBS 621.78, 1393 nucleotides. RefSeq lists its product as uncharacterized. The coding region runs from base 214 to 1281 and encodes 355 amino acids. NCBI's taxonomy places the organism in Eukaryota, Fungi, Ascomycota, Eurotiomycetes, Eurotiales, Aspergillaceae. The transcript is spliced from 5 exons. The record is from RefSeq and is a predicted model, not a curated record.
CGCACCCCGGUCUGCGCGAAUUUUUCCUCGGUUAUGUUCGACCGACUCCAGUGGACAAGGAUCAAAGAGUUUUGGCAAUGUUGUCGAAUAGGGGUGGUGUCAAUCUCCGAUUUUAUCAAACAUGAGCCAGUUGCAAAUUGACAGAAAGGUCUCUCGCUGCUCCCAAGCACAAUCACAUUGCCACUGCGACAGCAGAAGUAUGGAUUAGUCGAUAUGCCACAAGCAGCCUAUAUGAUCUCCGACACAGACCGUCGUGGUCUGGUGGUCGUUGUCGCCACUCUCUUCAUGUCUUGGAUGGUCCUGGUCAGCCUCUUUCGCAUCUACAUGCGCUUGGCUAUCAUAGGGCCGUGGGGACUGGACGAUCUGAUGGCUAUAUUUGGUGCUAUGAUGGGGAUCGCUGAUGUCGGGGUAACGAUGAAAGGUGUCAACGAUGGAUUGGGAAGCACAGAGAACCACCAAAGGGCGCCUCAAAUCGACCUCGCUGAACAGGAUUUAUAUGCUACAAAUCUUCUGUUCCUGGCUGGCCAUUGUGCAGCCAAACUGUCGGUUCUCUUUCUCUUGCAACGUCUGGGAAGAGAAAGAUCAUAUCUGAGGGCAUGCGUGGGAGUGAUGGCGGGCAUUGUCCUAUGGGCGGUGGUAUCGAUCUUGAUCAUCUCUUUGAAAUGUCCAUUUCGUCACCCGUGGCUCAUCGACCAAUGUGCGAACAUACUCGCUCGCUGGAAAGCUAUUACCGUUCUAGAUGUCAUAACCGAACUUUCGUUACUUAUCCUCAGUUUAUAUCUUGUCUGGCCGGUCCGCUUGACACGAAUGCGGAAGGCUGGUGUUAUUGGCGCGUUUGGGACGAGAAUCGGAAUUGUCAUCCUUUCUAUCGUGCGGCAAACCACGCUAGACACCAUUGCACAUACCAACGACCUCCUUCUCGACAUCUCCGACGCAGUCAUCCUAACUCAAGUCCUCUUGCAUUGCAGUAUCAUGGCAGCGACAUUGCCCUGUCUCAAACCGUUCGUUGUGGCGUUUAACACUGGUUGGGGUCAAGGCACAGUUGGACAAGAUGGUAGUAGCUAUUACCAUCAGCCCAGCACGGCAUCAGCGACUGUGGAAAGGUCUCAUGCUGCUUCGGGGAAAGGAGGAUCGGAAGCCUCGCGGCAAAAGAAUUGGGACAGAACGGCUGUGGGAGACUCGAGUCAUCGAGACUCUCAAGAGUGGAUCAUUCAGGAGACCCGAGAAUGGUCGUUGCGGUAUGAGACGAUCGAGAUGAAGCCAGUGGAUUCGAAAAGAUAGACGAAGAAGGGUGCUCGGGGGUAUGUAUUGUCUGGUACAACGAGCCACUACGGAAAAUCUCGUAAUUAAUGCCUAAUGUGGUAUGUCGACCAACUAUCUUACUAGCGGUAAC